UGGUGUGCAGUGAGUGAUUGUUGUCCAGGACACACAGUUUCCUGUAGGGAAGGAACACACACACUCAAUUCUAUAGCUGGAGCCUGAUUGUUUACAGCCAGAUAGACUGUACUAAGCAAUAUGCAGUAUGCAAAUAAAUAUAGGUUUUAUCCAAUUUGUUUCCAUACAUGCUCAAUGUGGACUCACUUCUUUUGAGACUCUGGAAGAAGUGAAUGGAUGAUGGGAAGAAAAGUGUGGGCGUUGAAACAAAAAAGUGGGCGUAUCUGAGAUUCAUACAAAUUAAUGUGCUUGAAAGGAACUUCUGAUAUAGAUCUAGUAGAUCUGAACUAUAAAUGAUGGCCGAAGGACCUGAUCCAGUUGUUGCUGAUCUCGAGCAAGAGGUGACCUGUGGUAUCUGUCAUGACCGCUACCAGGAGCCAAAGCUGCUCCCUUGUUGUCACUACUACUGCAAACAAUGCAUCCUCACACUCUCCAGUCGCUACCGACCCAACCAGCCGUUCCCCUGCCCCGACUGUCGUGAGCCCACUCUAUUGCCAGACAACAACCCAGACAGACUGACCACUGCGUUCUUCAUCAACCGGAUGAAAGCACUCCACUCGAGAAUGGAGAAAGCCCACGGCAAGUUGGAGACUACUUGUGAAAUGUGCUCUGGGGGAAAAGCCACUGCAUUCUGCCGACAGUGUGUCAAUUUCAUCUGUGAGGAUUGUGUAAGACCUCAUCAACGUAUGAAAGUGUUUGCUACACAUAUCGUCUCUACUCUGGAACAGCUCAAACAGGGCGGAGUGAAAGAACUAACAUUCGAAAACCCACCACCCCCAAAAUGUGAAGAUCACGAGGAACUAAAAAAGAUUUUCUGUUUCGAUUGCAACAAGCUCAUCUGUCGAGACUGUAUCGUUAUUGAACAUGCUGGACACAAUUACGAAUUUGUAAAGAAAGCCGCCCCCGCAACUCGCAAAAAGCUGACGGAGCACCUCUCCCCACUCAAGAACCUACUGCCUGAUCUGAGCACAGCUGUGAAUCAAGUGAAAGGAACCAAACAGAAGAUACAGGCCCAGAAAGAGCUGACAGAGAGACAAGUGAAUGCCAAGUUCCAGGAGCUACACGAUAUUCUCGAUCAAUGCAAGGUCCGUGUUUUACGAAAAUCUUCUGUUUUAGCUGAUUCAAAGAUGGAGAAGCUGACGGUUCAAGAGAAGGGUCUGGACCUGUCCCUGGGCACUGCUCAGAGUUUGAUUGCCUUUGUAGAGCGUACACUGGAGAAUGCAAGUGAUGAAGAACUGAUUACAAUGCAAUCGCAGGUGGUGAGUCGAAUCGAUGCCGAGGUGGUGAAGCGAGGGAAGGAAGCAGCCAAUCUUGAUCCAGUAGAGAAAGAUGAUUUUGAAGUCGAAGGGUUUGUUUCUGAGGAUCUCAAGAAGUUGUGUGAGAACAAUGUUUUUGUGUAUGAAGGAAAAGUGGAUCCAACAAAGUUCACUGUCGAAGGAAAUGGAGCUAGAACUGCUGAAAUUAGUACACUUAACAAUUUUUCGAUUCUUGUGGAAUGUAAUACACAAUUUAAGCAUCAUACAAUACAAGUGGCUCUAAAAUCGCUAGUUGAAGAAUCAUCUCAGCAAUUGCAAGCAGUGCCUGUGAGGGAUGGAGUGUACAGUGUUGAGUACACCCCUAGGGUACGUGGUCGACACCACCUCCUGAUCUCAGUGGACAACCAGCCCAUCCCAGGAAGCCCCUUCUCUGUGUUCGUCAAAAUACCCCCUACGAAGCUGGACAAACCAGUAAGAGUGAUAAGAGGAAUCAACAACCCUCGGUAUAUGGCAUUCAACUCAUCAGAAGAACUGAUUGUAACUGAUCGAGACAGUGAUGUUUUGGUGUUGGACAAGAAAGGAGAACGAAUUCGAAGCAUCAGCAAAUCAAAGCAUGGGUUUAGCAAUAUCUCUGGUGUGGCAGUAGACAAGGAGGACAACAUAUAUGUCUGUGACAACGGCGAAAGUUGUGUGUACAAGUUCAACAAAAGAGAAGAUCUACUGAAGAGGUUUGGGACAAGGGGAAUUGGUCCAAAGGAACUCAACUGGCCUCGAGGGAUAGCAGUCGCUGGUGAUCAAGUGUUUGUGUGCGAUCAGAACAACCACAGAGUGGGAAGUGGACAAGGAGAUCUGUCUCGCCCUCAUGGUGUGUGUGUUACUAGCUUUGUUUAUGUUGCUGAUUUUGAUAACAAUCGUGUGUCAGUGUUUACUAAAGACGGUCAGUUUGUCACAUCAUUUGGUAAUGGUCAUAUCACUUCCCAUCUUUAUGGAGUAGCUGUGGACAAUGAUGGUUUUGUGUAUGUGUGCAGUGACGGAUCUGUUAUUAUCUUUUAGUGGCUGUCUUGCAUGACUAGUUUGCAUUUCAUAAUUACUAUUAAUUUUGUGUGUUGAGUGACAAAUCUGUGGUUGUAUUAUCUUAAUUAACCGUUUUCAAA
Molecule: messenger RNA, 2449 nt
Organism: Halichondria panicea
Lineage: Eukaryota; Metazoa; Porifera; Demospongiae; Suberitida; Halichondriidae
Product: tripartite motif-containing protein 2-like
Exons: 2
Coding region: 333-2348 (671 amino acids)
Molecular function (GO): zinc ion binding; protein binding
Source: RefSeq, a predicted model, not a curated record